AUGUCCGACAUAAUUCCUAAGGGAGUCGCUUGGGCCCGAGACGCCGCAAGUAAAAUCGAUCCAGAAAUCAAUACCGUGCAGUGCGCUAGCGGACGACAGCUUACUUAUGACUAUCUUAUAGUUGCCACAGGCCUUCAAUGCGACUGGGAUAAAAUCCCAGGCCUACAGGAUGCCUUGCACAACAGUGAAACCUCACACGUGUGUUCGAAUUACCAUCCCGAGUAUGCGGAGAACACCUGGCGCGUCCUUAGGGGCCUCAGCGAAGGCAGUGCUCUCUUCACCCAACCGCCUUCCCCUGUCAAGUGCGGGGGAGCCCCUCAAAAAAUCAUGUGGCUUGCCGACGACUAUUUGCGUCGGAACAACAGGCGCAACGCCGUGGACAUUAAUUUUUUCAUGCCACAAAAAGUCUAUUUCGGAGUGCCUCGGUAUGCGGAGGUCCUUGAGUCGGAGUCCAAGGCCCGCGGCGUUGGUUUUGUCUUCGAGACUUUGCUGGUGGGCGUCAACGGGGAGCGCCGCGAGGCCACUUUCCAACGGGUGAAGGACGGGAGCGAAUACACGCUGCCCUACGCCAUGCUCCACGUGACUCCGCCCAUGUCCGCGCCCGACUUCCUCAAGACGAGCCCCCUGGCCGACCCCAAGGGGUUCGUGGAGGUGGACAAGUACACGACCCAGCACGUGCGCUACCCGAACGUUUUCGCCCUCGGGGACUCCUCCUCGCUGCCCACCUCCAAGACCAUGGCCGCGAUCACGGGCCAGGCGCCGGUGCUGGUGCAUAACCUCCUUCGCGUCAUGCGGGGGAAGCGAGCGACUGCCACCUACGACGGCUUCACUUCCUGCCCCAUCGUCCUGGGCUACGACAAGCUGCUCAUGACCGAAUUUGUCUACGACUGUGUCCCGCAGGAAACAUUCACGAAAAUUCCUUUGCCUUUCUUAGACCAAGGCAAGCCCUCUUUCUUCUUUUUCUUGGUCAAGAAAUACGUGUUCCCAUUUGUGUACUGGAACCUGUUUAUGAAGGGGAGGUGGUACGGAUCGAGGCUUAUUUUCAAGCCCGAUUAUUCGGAAGCCGAUCGCCGGGCGGACAUGGAGGAAGAGAGCAAGGAUGUAAAGGGAAUGGCAGAUGCUCAAGCGGGGAAGCGGGCUUAG
Messenger RNA from Nannochloropsis gaditana CCMP526, 1143 nucleotides. RefSeq names its product fad-dependent pyridine nucleotide-disulfide oxidoreductase. The transcript has a single exon. Gene Ontology annotation, cellular component: mitochondrion. The record is from RefSeq and is a predicted model, not a curated record. Gene Ontology annotation, molecular function: FAD binding; sulfide:quinone oxidoreductase activity. The coding region runs from base 1 to 1143 and encodes 380 amino acids.